GCAAAGGACACCGAAAGGCAAUUUUCACUCGUCCACAGAACCUGCUUGGCGACAGAUACGAAUUGGGUGCCGGACUAGUGACCGACCGCAAGAACUGCCAUGGCGGACCAACCCUCAAGCAGCCGAAAGCUCAGAACAUUCCCCUCCACCAAAAUUACAUUCCGCAAACUGCGGACCUCGAGCGCCGAGUCCUCCGAGCUUUCGCGGCGCGUGUCUCUCACUGCUUCCGCGGAAGCGGACGACGAAGUAGUUUUGCUCAGCGCCCAGGGGACCGCCGAACGCGAGCCUGGAGCCGAAGGCCUCACUCGCUCUCAGAAUGAGGCGCUCACCGUCCAAGGUGCCGCCGGCACUACGACGACUGAACAACCCCGACAAGGCGGCCUGCCUCCCUAUCGUCCCCCGCGCAAAGUGGUUAAGGCGGCGGCUCUGAGCCGCUCGCGCCAGAAGGUUCACAGUGGACCCGAGACCCAAGGCGCCGGGCACAGCGAGUACGAGCCCGACGAUGACACUGAGCUUGGACCCGGAACUGGCGUAACGCCAGAGGACCAGCCUCUUAAAGAACGCGCUCCCUCCCAGUCAUCCGAUAGCUCGGACUUGUUCCAUAACUAUGGGUCCAUGCAUCGCAGAUGGUUUGAAAGACCCAAAUUUCGCAUUUGUUUGGUGGCGAUCAUAUGCCUUGUCUUCGUGACUGCCGUCAUUGUCAUUGUUAUCACUGUCAUCCACAGCCUGAAGCCGACGCCGGCCACUCCAGUACCGCUACCUCCGUGGCUUCCGUGGCGCAAUCGCACGGAUGACAACGGGCUUCCGCGCCUACUGCUGUGGGAACCACGUGUGUUGCGAAAUAAUCCACUAUCUCUGAGCGUCGAUAUUGACGCUGAGGCUUGGAGCGACACGCUUCAGUGCGAGCUCGAUGGACGCGAUGUCGAAGUAUGCGAUAUCACGAACGACCGGCGCCGCCUGGUGAGGAGUGAUGCAGUCGUCUUUUAUGCUGAGCUCUUGGACCAGUACGACAUCCCUGCCCAGCGUGCGGCUCCUCAGAUGUGGGUAUUCUGGGCGCGGGCCCAUCUGCCGCCCAUGGGAAAGGGAGGACGGUUAGUAAAUUCAUCCCUGUCCCUUCCACUGGUGACGAACUUGUUCAACUGGACUAUGGGCCGCCGUGAAGACGCAGACGUUGUGAUCCCGUACAAGACGUUGCGCUGCGACGCGUCCGCAGACGAGCCAGUCUCGCCUUACCAGUCUCGCCUUACCGAGCAGCCGCGGAGAGACGCCGCGUGGUUAGUGGAUGACUGUGAGGAAAACCGGUUCGAAAGCGAAGUGCUCCACAGCACCGUCGAUGGUGAGGGCUCCGUCUAUAUCCGCCUCUUUCCAGCUUGCGGAGCGUCCGAGUGCGGCUCUCCGGCGGAGUGCAUCGGCUACAUUGCCCAGCAGUAUCACUUCCUAGUGGUCUCCCUGGAGCCCGUCUGCUUCCAGAGCGCGUACGAGCUCAUCUAUGACGCGUUCGAGUACGACAUCGUUCCCGUCGUCCUGACACCACCCGGUGCAACACUGGAAGUGCCAGAGCAUUCAGUUGUGAGCUCGGCAGAGCUGCAUGGUGAGGGAGAACUGGCCAAGUACCUGCGAGCCUUGCUUGACGACCCUGAAAAAUACAACAGCUACUUCGCAUGGAAGCGCAACUGCUCCGUUGUAACUGCGGUCAACUUGCUUUGUCCCCUGUGUCACGCACUUUGGGAGACGCCGAUGCGACGGCCGCCGCAUCCGAACGUGCUGGAGUGGUGGACGCGCCGCACCAACUGCCGGGACGAGCCGCUCUUCGGCCUGGACUCUGAGUUCAUGCAGGAGCUGUGAAACCGGGAAUUCGAAUUGUGCUCGAGACUAACGUCUGCCUCUUCUUGCUCUUGUGUUUGUUCUCCUGGACCAUUUUUAUUGUACUUUUGCAAUUUAUAUGCGCUAGCCGUUGUACUCUUCGUGCAUUUGGUGCUAUUUAUGGCCCUCUGUUCUUUCGCAAUACACUUUUACACGUAAUUCUUUGCAGAAUAAACUUUUAGCCCGC
Dermacentor andersoni is the source of this 2050-nucleotide messenger RNA. RefSeq names its product alpha-(1,3)-fucosyltransferase C-like. Gene Ontology annotation, cellular component: membrane. Gene Ontology annotation, molecular function: fucosyltransferase activity. NCBI's taxonomy places the organism in Eukaryota, Metazoa, Arthropoda, Arachnida, Ixodida, Ixodidae. The record is from RefSeq and is a predicted model, not a curated record.